AGAACAUCCUGGAGGAUCUUCGAUUAUCCUGAAAUACGCAGGCCGCGAUGCUACCAAGGCCUAUUCGGAAGUUCAUGCCCCAAGCGUUCUGGCAACGAACUUGCCCCAAGAAAAGCAUAUGGGUGUGCUGGAUGAGUCCACGAUUGAUGACGAAUGGGUCAAGCAGCCACCUACCGAGAACCCCAAAGUAGUCCUUGAUCAUGAGAAGCCACCAUUGCAUACCUUAAUCAAUUCGCACGAUUUUGAGCUGGUGGCGUCAAAGACAGCCAGCAAAAAGACAUGGGCGUUUUACUCCAGCGCCGCAACAGAUCUUAUUACCCGGGACGCCAAUAAGUCUUGCUUCGACCGAAUCUGGUUCCGGCCACGGGUGCUGAAGAAUGUCCGAUCUGUAGAUACGAAGACUAAAAUCCUCGGGGUCGACAGCAGCUUGCCAUUAUUCGUGAGUCCUGCAGCAAUGGCGAAGCUUAUUCACCCCGAUGGCGAGUGCGCUAUUGCUCGAGCUUGUGGAAAUCAAGGAAUUAUGCAGGGAGUAAGCUGGGAAAACUUCCCCAUUGGUUGUUCCUCGUCUUCGGCAAGCUUCUUUUUCCAAUUAUAUGUCAACCGAGAUCGUGAAAAGUCAGCCGCGCUUCUCCGUCAAUGCUCAGCAAACCCUAACGUAAAGGCCAUAUUUGUGACGGUUGAUGCAGCUUGGCCGGGUAAAAGAGAAGCAGACGAACGCGUCAAGGCCGACGAAAGCUUAUCCGUACCGAUGGCCCCAUCCAAAGCGAAGAAUGAUAACAAAGGUGGUGGACUAGGACGUGUGAUGGCCGGUUUCAUUGACCCCGGACUGACCUGGGAGGACUUGGUGUGGGUGCGGCAGCAUACGCAUCUUCCUGUUUGUCUCAAAGGCGUGAUGUCUGCAGACGACGCCAUUUUAGCCAUGGAAGCCGGCCUCGACGGUAUUCUACUUAGCAAUCAUGGAGGGAGAAACCUUGAUACUAGCCCUCCGUCGAUCAUUACACUUCUCGAACUGCAGAAGCGCUGUCCUGAAAUCUUUGACAAGAUGGAGAUAUACGUGGAUAGUGGAAUCAGACGCGGGACCGACAUCUUGAAGGCUAUCUGCUUGGGCGCAACUGCAGUGGGUAUGGGGCGCAGUAUGCUAUUCGCCACCAACUAUGGUCAGGAGGGUGUCGAACAUUUGAUAGAGAGUAAGUGACGAGUCUCUUUCCCUGUACGCUUUGUCUCUCGCCAUCGCUUACCAUACCUUAGUCAUGAGGGACGAGUUAGAAACAGCCAUGCGCAACAACGGGAUUACCACACUAGACGAAGCCGGUCCACAUCUAGUCCACACAGCCGACAUUGACCAC
Aspergillus pseudonomiae is the source of this 1346-nucleotide messenger RNA. RefSeq names its product FMN-dependent dehydrogenase. The transcript has 3 exons. The record is from RefSeq and is a predicted model, not a curated record. Bases 119 to 1195 code for a protein of 358 amino acids. Gene Ontology annotation, molecular function: oxidoreductase activity; FMN binding. NCBI's taxonomy places the organism in Eukaryota, Fungi, Ascomycota, Eurotiomycetes, Eurotiales, Aspergillaceae.